AUGCGGAAUUCAAUACGAAAUCAGCUUGAGCAAGAUGGCUACGUAGUGUUAGAAGACUUUCUUCGGCCGGCGGAGUGCGACGAAUUAGUAGCAGCUGGCCAGGAGCUGACAAAACAAACUCCUGAUUCAGAAAAUCUAACGAUAUUUACCACAAUUGAAAGUGAUAAACAGCAACUAAAGGAUUCAUAUUUUAUUGAAAGCAACGAUAAAAUUAGCUUCUUCUACGAAGCCGACGCUAUAGGACCGGACGGAAAACUGCAGGUGGAUCCAAGCAUUUCAUUAAACAAGGUGGGACACGCUUUACACCUUCUACACCCUAUCUUCAGAUGUUACACAUACAGUGACAGGGUCAAGGCUGUUUGCAAUGAACUAGGCUUAAAGGAACCUGCGGUGGUGCAAAGCAUGUUCAUUUACAAGAACCCUGGAUUAGGGGGAGAAGUCGUCGCACAUCAGGACGCUACAUACUUACACACCGAGCCAUUACCAGCGAUAGGUUUCUGGAUAGCUCUAGAAGAUGCUACUAUACAAAAUGGGUGCCUGUGGAUGGCACGAGGCUCUCACAAGUCAGGUGUACACCGGCGACUGAUAAGAAAUCCUGACAAAGAAUCAAAGCAAGCAUUAAUCUAUGAUAAGGGAGCACCUUUUUACCCUGAAUCGAGCUUUACUCCUGUACCUGUUAGUAAAGGUACCUGUAUCUUAAUACACGGGCACGUAGUUCACAAGAGCGCACAAAACAAGAGCGAUAAAAGCCGCCAUGCGUACACUUUCCAUGUGGUAGAGAAAUAUAACAACACGUAUUCACCAGAAAAUUGGCUGCAAGAGGGUGAAAAUGCACCCUUCCUCAACCUGUAUACAACGCCCCAAAUAGUU
Brenthis ino (lesser marbled fritillary) is the source of this 870-nucleotide messenger RNA. The record is from the annotation of a GenBank genome assembly. Lineage: Eukaryota; Metazoa; Arthropoda; Insecta; Lepidoptera; Nymphalidae.